Molecule: messenger RNA, 3400 nt
Organism: Haplochromis burtoni (Burton's mouthbrooder)
Lineage: Eukaryota; Metazoa; Chordata; Actinopteri; Cichliformes; Cichlidae
Exons: 6
Coding region: 1351-2487 (378 amino acids)
Molecular function (GO): protein binding
Source: RefSeq, a predicted model, not a curated record
AACCUCCAUCUGCUUCAAAUGUAUUUAUUUACAUUGAAGCAAUCCUAAACAGUCGUGAAACCCAUUAUCUAUUCUGAUGAGCAAAGACAAACCUUUGUGUAUUUUCAAAAAUUCAGCCCUCCUUUUAUUCUCCACAUUAUGGAAGCUUGUUUUGAGGGUGGGGGGGUUUCAAUAUUUUGGGGGUUUUGAGUUUGCCCCCCCCAAAAGUGGACUACAAACUGAAACCAGAAAGCUUCUGGUCUCGAAGCUUUAUUGCAAAGACAUUCUGCAAAUUCAUAAGCACAUAUUUUUGUAGUGAUUAACCCUGUGGAGCCUCAAUCCUCAUGGAUUAGUACUACUGGAAGGAUCUUCCUGUUAAAGGGAGGUUCUUCCUUCCCACGGUCACAAAGUGCUUGCUUUGUAGGGGUGUUGUCUAAUUGUUGGGUUUUUCUCUCCAACAUUGUAGGGUGUGUAUGAAGUGCACUGCAGCACCUGUUGUUUUUAAUGAAGUAAUAAACUGAAUGAAAAUGUGCAGUUUGGUUGACGUUGAUCACAAAGAGGAAAUCAUACAUUUAAAUAAACAUUUAGGUUAUCCUUGAUGUUGCAGUAUAAACGCUGCAAACUGGAAAGUUUUGCCGCGUGUUGUGGCAGUUUGGCAAAGCACCUUUAAUAACGGUAGAGAGGAAAUUAUUUAUUUAUUUAUUUUUAAUUAGUUUUUUUUUUUUUUUUUUUUUUUUGUGACCUAAAGGUGUUUGUGGUUUGGUAGCCAAGUAUAAAAUUGGCAACUGAAAUGGGGUUAAUGAGUACAGGAGCACCAAGCGAUCAGUAGAAUGAACACUUCUUUCUUUACCUAAUUUCCUCUGGGAUUAAUAAAGUAUUCUGAAUCUCAUUACCAUCCCAGUCUUGAUUUUUAUGGCCCUCCUCUUUAAGGAGAUUAAAGCCUUUCCUCUCCCUUACAAAAUCACCAGCCUUCAAUUAAAUCCUUCUCUCUCUCCACCCCUUCCACCGUCCUGCUGUCCUCAGGCCCUCAUUCUUGCCUGCAGCUUACUCCGUCUCAGUGCUUCUUUACAGGUGCAUUUGUCUUGCUUUAAAGGGAGUCAGUCACCUCCAGGACUUUACACGCUCUAUAAGCCCUUUCCUGAUCCAGAGGUCACCAGGUUGUCAUGGAAACACAAAGUAUAACCUGGUUGAUGGUGCUGCUGGGGUUGUACAUCCUGUUCAUCACAGGUAGGAACUGAAGUCAGCGUUGCUGUUAAAGCCCCCUGUUCAAACUGUGCUAAAAAACAGUUUGCAUCAGGUCUUCUUCUCCCUCUGUGUGCGCUCGUGCUUUAAAGUGUUAACAAAAUUGGCACAAUCGGACUCUGCUGACCAAUGAAAACCUCUGUGUGUGUGUGUUAUGUGUGUCUAUUUUUGGUGUACGGGUUUCGUGCGAACUUCCCAGGGUCGAGCGAGUUAGUCUGUUACACUGCAGUGGAAUCACUGGACUUAGGUUGCCUCCUGCAGUGGGAUUGUCCCCAUGCCAGUCCUAAUACCACCUACACUGUGCAGACAAAGACGCAGGGGGACCCGUGGCAGGAUGUGCCAUGGUGCAUCUGGAUCUCGUCCCGAAGCUGUGACAUCUCUCAGGUCUUCUCAAACUUUGAGCUCUACAACAUGAUUCGCCUUGGUGUUCACCUCAGUCCCAGCUCCACUGUGUGGCUCAAACCACGCAAGUUUGACUACAGUGACUUCAACUUCAGUCCUCCUUCUGUUUCCGUCUCUUUGAAAGACGACCAGAUGGUGGUGCAGGUGCACUUCCCCUGUGCUGCCAACAGGAGGUGCUCUCUGGAGAGGUGCUGUCCCAUCUCUAAGUUGAUUGAUCCCUGGACCACAGUGACUGUGUAUACUGAGCCGAGUGGUGCAGAAUACCAGAGCCGCACAGUCUGGACUCAGGAGGUCGUGUCGUAUGUGGAGUUCUCCGGUUUGCCUCUGGGUCAGAAAUAUUGUGCUGAGGCCAACUUCUCCUUCCCAACCUUUGCCAUGGCGGCUUCACCGAAAUCAGCCCCUCAGUGCGUUGAAACAGUCGCCAGUUCAGGGCUGCUGCCAGCGCUGUGUAUGGGAAUCGGGCUGACUUCCCUUCUUCUUUUCCCAAUUCUCAUCAUGUAUCUACGAAAAUCAAGACAAGCUACACCAGCUACUGAGAAUCAGCCCAAGGCUCCGUCGUCUGCUCAAGAGCCGAUCCCUUUGGUUCCUCUGUCCCCGGGUAUAGUUGACCCUUGUGAGAUCCACUUGGAGUUUAUUCCUGACCAUGUUUCCACUGAGCCCUUUUCUGGCAUUGUGUCCAAUCAGAAUCUAAAUCACAAACAGGGAAGCAUGCACUCCAGCAAUCGUCUCAAUUAUGACGCCAAAUCGGAUGAAGUGUACUGGGACAGCGGAGGGAUGGAGCUAGAUCGCGGCCUGGACUCUGGUAUCAGCAUCCCACCUGUUUCUCGCUCUUCUGAAGAGACAUGUGAGCCCCAUGGAGACUGAAAGGUUGAGAGCUUUCUCUUCGUGAAUGUUGCUCUGUAAGGCUGGAGUUUGCCUCUUUCUCCCUCAGGGAUGAAAUAGGAGACUAAACUGCUCAAAGUAUGGACUGGUCCAUUUAAAAUGUUUGGAUGUGUUUCAUCUAUUAUGGUCAAACACAUUAUGAUUAUCUGGAAGUUGACAACAAGUUGUCUUCAUAGAUUUUGGAAGCUAGACCUUUAAGCAAACAUUGAUGAGAAAACCCUAAACACAGGAUAAAUUGAAGCCUUAAAAACUAUAGUUUCAGAAAACCUUUUCUGCUGAUGAAAACCAAGUGAUAGGACUGAAACCUACUGACUAACUGUUAAAUAGAUAUCCAGGUUCAAAAAUGAACUGUAACAGGAAACAAUUGUCUUUUCCCCAGUUUGUAAGUACACAUACACAAAAUCUUUAGCUGAAGUCAAGAGCACCUGGUUAGAUUUUUUUGUCUACAAAAAAUAAAUAAAUCUGCAGAACUGAGUUAAAAAAAAGAACAUUUUCACAGGACUGGAUAGAGUCUUAAAAAAUGAGUACACCCCAUGAUUUGGGUGUCCAGAGGAGUUCAUGGUUCAUGGUGUUUUUUUCUGUUUUAGUUUUUCUGUGAAGAACUUUGUGAUUUUUGUCUUGAAAGGUGCUAUACAAAUAAAAUUUUACUUUACUUACUUACACAAUGACUCCAAGGUGUCCAGGUCCUGUGCCUGCAAAACAAGUCUAAAUCAUCACCCGUGCAUCACCGUGUGUCACAGUGGCUAUGACGUGUUUGGUUUUCUCCAAAUGUGGUGCUGUACUUCAUGGCCACACAUCUCCAUUUAGGUCGCAUCUGUCCAAAGAACAUUGUUCCAGAACUUCUGUGGUUUGUUCAGAAGCAACUUUGCAACCUCAGCCGAGCUGCCUGGGGUUG